AUGACGACCCAAUUCGACCGUAUUUAUCAUGACCUAUCUCCUGAGGUUGGCAAAUUCCGUGUUGCAGCAAGCGGAAUGGCAUGGAAGGGCGAGGAAAGUGAGGCCAUGGUUGCGGUAACAUCCACAGACAUCAAGUGGGCGCAAUGGCUGCGUGUAGCCCGCAACUACCAGCUUCGCGUCGGCUUGAAGGACAGGUCGCGGGAGACGUUCGAUGGCUUCUCGCGCGAGGACCAUGAUAAGCUUGCUCAACUCCUCAGGCAGCACUUCAGUAUCACUCUCGAGACGAAGGAAGUUUCCCUGAAAGGGUGGAACUGGGGCAUGACUGACUUCCAAGGGCAGGACCUCGCCUUCCUCGUCUCCAACAAAACCUCGUUUGAGCUGCCGCUCACGCAAGUCGCCAACUCGAACAUCGCUGGUAAGACAGAGGUCUCCCUCGAGUUCGCUACGCCCUCGAACAAAAAGGCCGCCCGGAACGCGCCCGACGAGAUGGUCGAGAUCCGGUUCUACGUACCAGGCACCCACACGCGCAGCGCGCGGGGCUCCGACGCGGGCUCGCAGAAAUCCGAUGAAGAAGACGAGGAGGAGGAGAUCAGCGCUGCCCAGGCAUUCCACGACUCCGUCAAGGAUAAGGCGGAGAUUGGCCAGGUCGCGGGCGAUAUCAUCCUCAGCUUCGAGGAGGUGCUCGUCCUCACGCCCCGCGGUCGCUACGACGUUGACAUGUUCCCCGAGUUCUUGCGGCUACGGGGCAAGACGUACGACUACAAGAUCAUGUACUCGAGCAUCUCGAGGUUGUUUUUGCUACCCAAGGAUGACCUGCAUGUGCUGUUCAUCCUUGGGCUCAGCAUACCAAUCAGACAAGGACAGACCCGCUACCAGUACCUUGUGAUGCAGUUCAGCCGUGAAGAGGAAAUUACUGCAGAGCUCAACAUGACAGACGAGGAAGUCGCCAAAUACGACCGCCUGAAGAAAAAUUAUGAAGAUCCAACGUUCGAAGUCGUCUCGGGCGUCUUCCGGGCGCUCUCCGGCAAGAAGAUCAUUGGCACGGGCAGCUUCCAGAGCCACGACGGGCACGCCGGAGUGAAGGCGAACCUGAAAGCGGUGCAGGGCGACCUGUACAUGCUCGAAAAAUACAUCUUCUUCGUGUCGAAGCAGCCUACGCUGCUGGAGCUCUCGGAGCUGCACCAGGUCGUAUUCUCCCGGCUCGGCGCGGGGAUGGGCGCGACGGCCGCGCGCACGUUCGACCUGAAGAUCGUGACGCGGAACGGGCCCGAGUACACGUUCACGUCGAUCAGCAAGGAGGAGCACGACGGACUCGACGCGUACCUCAAGGAGAAGAAGGUCCGCGUCAAGAACGAGAUGAUGGAGGGCGAGCUCAUCAUGGGCGCCGGCGACGACGAGGACGAGGAGAUGCAGAGCGUUGCGAGCAGCGGCGAGGAGGUGCCCAAGCCCCGGCUGGGCGGCGACGACGAGGACAGCGAAGAGGAUGAGGACUUCCAGGCGUCAGAUUCGGACUCGGGCUCCCCAACCGAGAGCGACUCCUCUGACGGCGGCGGCAAGACCGCUUCCGACGCGAGCGGCGACCGCGAGUUCACCAAAGCCGCGAAGGGAAAGGGCAAGGCUUCCAGGAAGAAGGCGGCCGCGAAGAAAGCAAAUGGGAAGGCGCGAGAGAGUGGGCCUGAGGACGAGGAGAAGCCAAAGAAAGCAGCGCCGAAGCCCAAGCCCAAACCGAAGAAGGGGAGCGGGGACGAGGCGGAGGAGAAGCCGAAGAAGGCGGCGGCGCCCCGACCUAAGCCAAAGCCGAAGAAGGGCAGCGACGACGAUGCGAUGGACGUCGACGAGGAGAAGCCACGGCCAAAACCUAAGCCGAAAGCAAAAGACAGCGCAGAAGAGGGUCCAGCGAAGAAGAAGAUUAAGAAGUCGUCAGACUGA
Messenger RNA from Sparassis crispa, 1929 nucleotides. Its product is annotated as FACT complex subunit POB3. The transcript has 8 exons. Lineage: Eukaryota; Fungi; Basidiomycota; Agaricomycetes; Polyporales; Sparassidaceae. Gene Ontology annotation, molecular function: DNA binding; nucleosome binding; histone binding. The coding region runs from base 1 to 1929 and encodes 642 amino acids. Gene Ontology annotation, cellular component: FACT complex; nucleus. The record is from RefSeq and is a predicted model, not a curated record.